CAACUCUGAUUCGUUGGCGCUGGGUGGCGUUCGGACUAUGGAACUCUGAAGUCUGAACGUUUCGCAGUCACAAACCCACGCAAGCAGAGAGAGAGAGAGAGCGGUGAUGGGGAGUGUUGCGCUGCCAUUUGUGGGCAUGAUGAUGGCAGAGUGUGCCCAGGUUGGGCUAAUGAUAGUGGCCAAAGCAGCUAUGACAAGGGGAAUGAGCAACCUGGUCUUCAUCUUCUACUCCAAUGCCUUUGCCUCCCUCAUCCUCCUCCCCACUUCAUUUCUCUUCCACAGAUCAACAGAGCGCCCUCCUCUCUCUUUCCCCAUUCUCUGUGGAUUCUUCGUGCUCAGCCUACUGGGUUUUGUUGUGCAGAUUCUAGGGUAUGCUGGGGUAUUGUACAGCUCGCCUACGCUUGGAACGGCCAUGCUCAACCUUAUCCCGGCUUUUACCUUUAUCCUGGCUGUUACUUUUCGGAUGGAGAAACUAGAUUGGAAAAGCUCCAGUAGCCUAGCUAAAUCCAUGGGAACCAUAGUGUCAAUUGCAGGGGCAUUCAUUGUGACUUUAUACAAGGGCCUUCCACUUUUAAUGCCACCGUCACCUACAAACUCAUCUCAUCAACUUUUCUUGCAAGUGUCGAACUGGGUCAUUGGAGGAUUGCUCCUUGCAGUUGAUGCUGUGCUGAGUUCAGCAUGGCUUUUUGUGCAGGCAUUGAUGCUGAAGAAAUACCCAGCAGAGCUUAUUGUAGUCUUUUUCUACUGCUUCUUUGUUGCCAUCCAAUCUGCAGUAGUCUCUUUGGUAGUGGAAAGAGAUUUAAGUUCUUGGAGCUUACAAUCUAAUGAGACGUUGAUUGCUGUUCUAUAUUCGGCAGUGUUUGGUUCUGCAUUCCAAGUUGGCAUUUCUGCAUGGUGCCUGCACAAGACAGGGCCUGUUUUUGUUGCUAUGUUCAAGCCUUUGGGGAUCAUCAUUUCAGUUGUUGUGGGUGUUAUCUUAUUAAGAGAUACUUUAUAUCUUGGAAGUUUGAUUGGAGCAAUUGUGAUUGUCAUUGGAUUUUAUUCUGUCAUGUGGGGGAAAGCCAAAGAAAAGAAGAUGGGUGAGGAAGCUGGGGUAAGGAGCUUGGAGUCAAGCAGAGAAAAGGUCCCCCUCUUGCAAAACAGUAUUGAAGAAAUAUAGAAGUUUUGUAGAUAAAAUCAUAGCAAAAGGUCUCUCUUGCCAACCAAAAUGGGUAAUCUCUAUUGCUAUUGUCUUGGAAAUGGAUGAAAAUAUAGCUAAAAAGUUAAUGUUGGAAACGGCUAUUUAGUAUUGCAGGAAACCAUGGGCCUAUGAACAGCCGCCUCUUAUACUUUGGCCAUGGUUUUAGCUAGCAUGAUUUAGUUAAAACUAAGUUGGCCCAUUCUUUUCUGAGAUAAUAAGAUUCUUCCAAAGAAAUUGAAUAGCACCAUUAAAUGUAUAUUUCAUUUGACAUUUGGAGUUUUUGUGUAGAAAUUCAGCCCGCGAAAUAAAAUUUCAGCCAUCCAGUUCUUCGUCAA
This is a messenger RNA of Alnus glutinosa, 1515 nucleotides long. Its product is annotated as WAT1-related protein At3g28050-like. Lineage: Eukaryota; Viridiplantae; Streptophyta; Magnoliopsida; Fagales; Betulaceae. Gene Ontology annotation, molecular function: transmembrane transporter activity. Bases 107 to 1159 code for a protein of 350 amino acids. The record is from RefSeq and is a predicted model, not a curated record. Gene Ontology annotation, cellular component: plasma membrane. The transcript has 7 exons.